UCACUGCUCAGCAGUUAUCUGUACCUGCGCUUGCAAACAGAAGCAGUGCGCGUUACCCAAAUGGAGCCGGUGGAUUUUACUUGAAGAACGAAAGAAACAGGGCAGUUUAAACAAUUAGAAAUGUCUCUUUAUUGCAUAGCAUGGAUUCGCGGAUUGUUCAUUUCCCCGUUUUUGAAGAGGUAACAGUAAAGGUAGAUGCAUGACAACAUGGAUUGCCUUUUUCUUUUGCUCUGGAGUUUACAAGUCCCUUUGGUAAGCAGCACAUCAGUGAGAUUAUUGGCGAGUGUGUCGUUUGGGAAUUUAAUAAAGGCUCUGCAGUUCUGUUGCUUCCACUCUGUAACAUCGGUGUCAUUUACCGGCGACACUGGCGUCCUCUAUCAAGAUUACGAUUUUACCAUACCAGUGGAAGUCGACUCACUUGGAGGCUAUAUUUCCCAUGAUGUGUCAAGGCAUGGAAGGAACAGGAGAUCCCUGUCAGAAGCUGGUGGUCCAGUGCACUAUCAUGUCUCUGCAUUUGGCAAGGAAUUGCACUUAGACCUGCAGCCAUCUCCUGUGCUGGCAGAAGGGUUUACUCUACAGACCCUGGGUGCAGAGGGCAUCAGUACAGCCACCCUUCAGCCUUCUAUUCAUAACUGUCUCUAUCAGGGUUCCAUCAGAAACCAUUCUGAAUCCUCUGUGGCUAUAUCCACCUGUACAGGUCUGUCAGGUCUGAUCCGGUUCUCCAGCGAAGAACUUCUCAUCACUCCACUACCGCAGCAUUUGGCUUUACAACACAACUACAGCGCCCCCUCUGGACAUCGCCCACAUGUCAUCUACAAGCGAUCAGCUGAGCGCAGAGUGUUCUCAAAUAAGACUGACUGGAUCAGCAGUGUUAAAUCAAACAACCCCUACAAGAACCACCACCGUCACCACCACCGUCACCAUGACUACCAGCACGGAAAGCUCCAGAGACAACAUUUCUGCGGACGCCGCAAGCAAUAUAAUCCCAAGUCUCCUACAGAGGAUCAUUUUGUCAUGCCUGAUGAGUUUGAGCAGCAAAGCCGGGUGAAGCGCUCAGAGAUUACAUCAAGCAAAGACGCUGGCCUGAACGUGGAAACUCUGGUGGUGGCGGACAGGAAGAUGCUGGAGAAACAUGGCAGAGAGAACGUCACUACCUAUGUCCUUACUGUCAUGAACAUGGUCUCCAGUCUGUUCAAAGAUGGAACUAUUGGAAAUGAUAUUAACAUUGUUGUGGUCAGCCUUCUCCUACUUGAAAAAGAUCCGCUGGGUCUGUCUAUCAACCAUCACGCAGACCAAUCACUCAACAACUUCUGCCAGUGGCAGUCUGGCCUAGUAGGUAAAAACGGCAAGCGGCACGACCAUGCCAUACUGUUGACAGGGCUGGACAUCUGCUCCUGGAAGAACGAACCAUGUGAUACCUUAGGUUUCGCUCCAAUAAGUGGGAUGUGUAGCAAGUAUCGUAGCUGCACGAUUAAUGAAGAUACGGGGCUGGGCCUCGCUUUCACCAUCGCCCACGAGUCAGGACAUAAUUUUGGAAUGAUCCAUGACGGAGAGGGGAAUCCCUGCCGGAAGACUGAAGGGAACAUAAUGUCUCCCACAUUGGCUGGGAACAAUGGUGUUUUCUCAUGGUCUGCCUGUAGUAGGCAAUACUUGAACCGAUUUUUAGGUACAGCUCAGGCUUCAUGUCUAGUGGAUGAACCUAAGCAGAUAGGCCAGUACAAGUACCCUGAGCAGCUUCCAGGGCAGCUGUAUGAUGCUGAUAUACAGUGCAAAUGGCAGUUUGGCUCGAAAGCAAAACUGUGCAGCCUGGACUUUGUAAAGGACAUCUGUAAAUCAUUGUGGUGCCACAGAACAGGACACCGGUGUGAGACCAAGUUCAUGCCUGCUGCCGAGGGCACCAUCUGCGGAACAGACAUGUGGUGCCGGAGAGGACAGUGUGUCAAAUUGAAUGAUCAUGGUCCUACAGCGGUGCAUGGCCAGUGGUCGGGCUGGUCCGAGUGGUCUGACUGUUCACGCACCUGUGGUGGAGGGGUCAUGUACAGAGAGCGGUCCUGCAACAGCCCCAGCCCACAGCACAAUGGCAAGUUCUGCCAAGGCCCCGGUCGACUGCACCAGCUGUGUAACACCAAGCGAUGCCAGCCCAGUGGAGUGGACUUCAGAGCUCAGCAGUGUGCCGAGUACAACAGCAAACCCUUCAGGGGAUGGUACUACAAAUGGAAGCCAUACACCAAAGUGGAAGAAGAGGACAUCUGUAAGCUGUACUGCAUUGCUGAGGACUUUGAUUUUUUCUUCGCUAUGUCCAGCAAAGUCAAAGAUGGGACAUCUUGCUCAGACUACAAAGGAGGCGUAUGCAUUGAUGGGAUAUGCAAGCCGGUGGGCUGUGACCAGGUGUUGGGAUCAAAGGCUGCUUUGGAUGCCUGUGGCGUUUGUAAAGGAGACAACUCAAGCUGCAAGUUCUACAGUGGCCAGUACACCCUCCAGCACAGAGCCAAUGAAUAUUACCCCAUUGUGACGGUUCCUGCUGGAGCGAGAAGCAUCAGGGUGCAAGAGAUGGAGAUCUCAACCAGCUAUCUGGCUGUCCGCAGCCUGAAGCGUGGCACCUACUACCUGACGGGAGAUUGGACGGUGGACUGGCCUGGCAGGUUCCAGUUUGCAGGCUCUACGUUCAACUAUCAUCGCUCUUUCAACCGUCCUGAGAUCCUAUACGCCACAGGCCCCACUAAUGAGACCCUGCUCUUUGAAAUUCUUCUUCAGGGUAAAAAUCCUGGUAUAUCCUGGGAAUACACUUUACCCCAUCCUGAGAAGAAGCACAACUACACCUGGUCUGUGGUGCGCUCUGACUGCUCAGCGUCUUGUGCUGGGGGUCGGGUCUCAAUGAAAGCCAUUUGUUUGCAGGAUCACAACAUGCAGGUCAACUCUUCACUCUGCAACCCUGAGACCAGACCUGUGGUGGGCUCUCACCUGUGUAACACACAGCCCUGCCCUGCUUAUUGGACGACAGGUAAAUGGGGAGUGUGCAGUAGAGCAUGUGGAGGUGGGCAGCAGACACGGAACAUCCGCUGCAUGAGGAAGGUGACGUACCAGCGGGAAGAGGUUGCGGCUCACUCCUUAUGUCCAGUAAUGGCUCCGGCCCAACUACAGCCCUGCAAUACACAGACAUGUCCUCCAGAGUGGAGCACUGGCUCCUGGUCUCAGUGCUCUAAGACCUGUGGGCGAGGGUUGAAGAAGCGUAGUGUUUUCUGCAGGAGCACCAAUCCAGGUGCCAGGGCUGUGGUGGUGCCUGACAGCAUGUGUAAAUUACACCUGAAGCCCAAAGCCCAGGAGGCCUGUGUGCUGAGCCGCUGUCCCAGGAAUGAGCGUCUUCAGUGGAUCACUACCACCUGGGGAGAGUGUUCAACCUCAUGUGGAGCAGGAGUAAAGAGAAGAGAGCUGCAAUGUGGGGAGAAAGACUCCCAAGGAGGCUACACAGAGUUCCCUGUGAGGAGGUGCAGGAACCUCCAUAAGCCCCAAGCAGACCUUGAGCAAGCUUGUAAUAAUGGCCCCUGCCCAGAGCCCCCACCGCCCCAGAUCCUCCAGCCUGGCCCAGACAGGGCUGGCACUUCUGUGACUCUGGGCUGGUACUCCUCUCCUUGGCUGCAGUGCACGGUGUCCUGUGGUGGUGGGGUGCAGACACGUAGCGUUCAGUGUCUGAGGCAAGGGCGUCUGUCAGUGGGAUGUUUACCUCAUCAGAGACCCAUCAGCUCACGUGCUUGCAAUACACAUUUCUGUCCUGGUCCAGUCCCAGUCCCUGUCCUACCUCCCUCACCUACACUUAAAGAAGACCAUCUUUGCAUCGACUUCUUCAGCUGGUGUCAUCUGGUGCCUCAGCAUGGGGUUUGCAAUCACAAAUUCUACGGUCAACAAUGCUGCAAGUCCUGUUCCGCCAAAAGACUGUAAGAGGAAGAUCUUCCCAUAAGCCUCCUCGCUUCUCUUAGAUCUGUAAAUCAUUGUGAUACAGAUGACCACUAUGGACAAAGUUGAUAUUUGCGAGAUGUGGUAAAGAAAGAGGCAUACCAGUGGACCGUGUCUUGGACUAGGAACUCGAAAAACUCAUUGGUACAUUGGAAAACUGGACCUGGUUCUGGCUUCAUCUGUGGUGUAUCAUAAUUAGAAUUGUGGUUCUUUAAUAACCAAUCUGCAAAACAUUUAUAUUGUAAAUAUAUCUGUUCUCUUAUGAUUGGAGAUGGGACCAUCAGUUUAAGCCAUAAAGAGACUUCCAUCAUCAGUUCACAUUGAAGAGCACCAGAUGAACAUUGGCGAGACUGUACACAUCUGAAGUACUAUAGAAUCCAUUGAAACCGUGUGUUUACCAGCAGAUAUACAGAACUGAGGGAUGUUCCACUGCACUGGUUUUUAAAAGUUUCAUCUAUGAAAACUCGUGUUCUUGAUGGUUGUCUUUUACCGUUGCUUCAUAUCUUGCUGCUUUUUUAACCUCUCGCUAUGUUGUCAAUUGUCAAGUUAACAGAAGUUCAAUGUUUGGCACAGCUCAUAAAUGUCAGUUUCUAAACAGUGAACCAAUCAGAAGAAACCAGGGGCAGAGCAAUCGAGUGUGUUUACAGCAACAACUGUACAUCAUUUAUUGGACGAAUGGUUUAGCUAUAGCCAGUUUUUAUUGUUUUGUUAUUAUCUUCAUUUUAAAAACAGUACAUUUCACAGUGAACAACUCCUGAACCUGUAAUCAUUUAGUCUAAAGGUGUGGUCGCAUUUGUGAAUUUUUCUGUGAAAACGGUCCCUUGUCUAAUUUUAAUAAUGUAGUGAUUAAUGAAGCACAGCUCAUACAGAAGUCACUUUCAAACCAAGCCACAUGUGAUCUCACAUUAAUACUGCCUGCUUUACAGGACUGCUUUAGUUUGAAUCAGCAAAUCUUUUGAAUCAGUGUUUUCGGGUGCAAUAAGAAGUGCAGUGCACAUUCUCAUUCCAUCAUAAUUUUGUUUUAUUUUUUCUCAAAACAAUUCAUCUUGUAUAUUUUAUUUGUUAAUGUGUUUAGUUUGCUAUAAAAGCUUUCCUCCAGGGAAGAGAACAUCCACAUCUCUAGUGCGUAGGCUUCUAAUUUUAACAGACAUUAACAUGCAAAAAUUUUCUCUGUGGAACUGGUGUGACCUGUAAGUUUGAGUCACAAUUCCAUCUGAUUGCCACAGAAGACUAAAGCAGACAAGAUAGAUUUAUCAUUAAUGAAGAUCAGUGCUUCUGCUGAAAUAUGUAGUGGGUCCAUUGGUAGAUGAACUAUGUUUGUGUAGGGAUGCCAGUAUGUGAGUGUAAUUUGUCUGUGGUUCAUACAAGCCAUCUCCCAUGCGGUGUACGAGAGCUCAUCCCAGAUGCGUGUCAGAGAGGUUGCUCUCAGUCACUUUGUAGGGACCAAUUAGUGUGCAGGAGCGAGUGUCAUGCUCAAACCCAAGCCUCUCGGGACUUGGAACCUCAUCUAAGUUUACUUUGUUAGUGUUCUUCAACUCUUUCUGUUUCUAUCUGUUUGAGUGUUGAAGUUGUUGGAGCACUAUUUUGUGCUUUACGGAAAAGUGGAGUCUCACCUUAGUAAAGCUUUCCCAGGGUUCAGGUAUGACGGUCAUGCUCUAACAAUAAACAUCGCAACAGAUGGCACAUGAGGUUUAGCUGAAGUACUCAUUCUGUCCUCGUUUCAGUCCAAACACUUCAUUAACAGUUCCCAACCCCUUUAAGGGGAUAUUUGCAUACACUAAUAAGUGCAAAAGUUCACUUUUUUAGAAGUAGAUGUUGCACUGCAGAGUGCUCUGUCCUUUUUGCCUGAACCCUUUCAAAGGGUACCUUCGUUUAUUGGUUGUAUAACUUCUGGAUCUCCAUUAAUGAACUCGUGUUUGGUUUCUUACAAUAUGUUUCCCAACUAAUGUGUUCCUAAUCAUGAAAAAAUGUAAAAUACAUUGUUUAGCCUUGUCGUGAUGUUAUGUAUGUUAUGUACAAAGGAUGACUCAUGUCUUUCAUCACUGUCUGAAUUGAAAAAGUGUGUAAUUUAUUACUAUGUCAAAAUAGUUCCUGGGCUACAGUGUUGUCUGGAGAGGAGCUUCCUGUAUAAUACCACACUGUAAGUGUGAUAUUUAAUAUUUUCACUGAAAGUUUUAUAAUUAAAAAGUAUUUGAUUUACCGUA
This is a messenger RNA of Carassius gibelio (silver crucian carp), 6155 nucleotides long. Its product is annotated as A disintegrin and metalloproteinase with thrombospondin motifs 18. The record is from RefSeq and is a predicted model, not a curated record. Gene Ontology annotation, biological process: proteolysis; extracellular matrix organization. The transcript is spliced from 23 exons. Lineage: Eukaryota; Metazoa; Chordata; Actinopteri; Cypriniformes; Cyprinidae. Bases 196 to 3936 code for a protein of 1246 amino acids. Gene Ontology annotation, molecular function: metalloendopeptidase activity. Gene Ontology annotation, cellular component: extracellular matrix.